UGGACUAUGGCCGCUGAGGAAGCCGUGCAGACGGCCGAGCACUACCGGGCGGAGGUGGAGCGGCUGAGCCGUGAGCUGGCCGAGACCACCCAUGAAAAGAUCCAGGCGGCCGAGUACGGGCUGGUGGUGCUGGAGGAGAAGCUGACGCUCAAGCAGCAGUACGACGAGCUGGAGGCCGAGCACGACGCGCUCAAGCAGGAGCUGGAGCAGCUGAAGGAGGCAUUCGGGCAGUCCUACUCCAUCCACCGGAAAGUGGCCGAGGAUGGAGAGAGCCGAGAGGAGACGCUGCUGCAGGAGUCGGCCUCGAAGGAAGCCUACUACCUGGGCAAGAUUUUGGAGAUGCAGAACGAGCUGAAGCAGAGCCGGGCUGUGGUCACCAAUGUCCAGGCGGAGAACGAGAGGCUGACGGCUCUCCUGCAGGAUCUGAAGGAGAACAAUGAGAUGGUGGAGCUUCAGAGAAUCCGGAUGAAGGAUGAAAUCCGUGAGUACAAAUUCCGGGAGGCCCGCCUCCUUCAGGACUACACGGAGCUAGAAGAGGAGAACAUCACACUGCAAAAGCUGGUGUCCACACUGAAGCAAAACCAGGUUGAAUAUGAGGGCUUAAAGCAUGAGAUUAAACGAUUUGAAGAAGAGACGGUCCUGCUGAACAGCCAGCUAGAGGAUGCCAUCCGGUUGAAAGAAAUCGCUGAGCACCAGCUGGAGGAGGCCCUGGAGACAUUAAAGAAUGAGAGAGAGCAAAAAAACAACCUGAGGAAGGAGCUGGCCCAGUACAUCAAUCUCAGCGACAACCACAUCAGUCUCUCAGUGGAUGGACUCAAGUUCUCCGAGGAGUCUGGCGAGCCGAAUAACGACGAGAAGAUGAAUGGACAUAUCCACGGGCCUCUGGUGAAGCUGAAUGGAGACUAUCGGACCCCAGCCUUAAGGAAAGGAGAGUCCUUGCACCCAGUCUCGGAUUUAUUCAGUGAGCUGAACAUUUCAGAGAUACAGAAAUUGAAGCAGCAGCUUAUGCAGGUAGAGAGGGAAAAGGCCAUUCUUUUGGCCAACCUGCAAGAGUCACAGACCCAGCUGGAGCACACCAAGGGUGCGCUGACGGAGCAGCAUGAGCGAGUACACCGGCUCACAGAGCAUGUAAAUGCCAUGAGAGGCUUGCAGAGCAGCAAGGAACUGAAAGCAGAGCUGGAUGGGGAGAAGGGCCGGGACUCCACAGAGGAGGCCCACGACUAUGAGGUAGACAUCAAUGGCUUGGAGAUCCUCGAAUGCAAAUACCGGGUUGCGGUCACCGAGGUGAUUGAUUUGAAAGCAGAAAUUAAGGCCUUAAAAGAGAAAUACAAUAAGUCUGUGGAGAACUAUACAGAAGACAAGGCUAAGUACGAGAGUAAGAUCCAGAUGUAUGAUGAGCAGGUGACAAACCUGGAGAAGACCACCAAGGAGAGCGGCGAGCAGAUGGCACACAUGGAGAAAGAGCUGCAAAAGAUGACCAGCAUCGCCAAUGAAAAUCACAAUACACUGAACACGGCCCAGGAUGAGCUGGUCACAUUCAGCGAAGAGCUUGCUCAGCUUUAUCAUCAUGUGUGUCUGUGUAACAAUGAGACUCCCAACAGGGUGAUGUUGGACUAUUAUAGACAAAGCAGAGUCACCCGGAGUGGCAGUCUGAAGGGGCCAGAUGACCCCAGGGGACUCUUGUCACCACGACUCGCCAGGCGGGGGGUGGCAUCUGCAGUAGAACCCAAGACCUCAUCAGAUCCAGGUCCCAAAGAAAAUGCUGAGGCUAGCAAAGAGCCGAGUCCAACGAAAACCCCCACAAUCUCUCCUGUCAUCACCGCGCCCCCCUCCUCUCCAGUGUUAGACACGAGUGACAUUCGCAAAGAACCAAUGAACAUCUACAACCUCAAUGCCAUCAUCCGGGAUCAGAUUAAGCACCUGCAGAAGGCGGUGGACAGGUCCUUGCAACUGUCUCGUCAGAGAGCAGCGGCUCGGGAGCUGGCCCCCAUGAUUGAUAAAGACAAGGAAGCCUUAAUGGAAGAGAUCCUCAAGCUCAAGUCCUUGCUGAGCACAAAGAGGGAACAGAUCGCCACCCUUCGGGCUGUACUGAAGGCCAAUAAACAGACCGCCGAGGUGGCACUUGCUAAUCUGAAGAACAAAUACGAAAAUGAAAAGGCAAUGGUGACUGAAACGAUGACGAAACUCAGGAAUGAGCUGAAGGCUUUGAAAGAAGAUGCGGCCACCUUCUCAUCCUUGCGAGCCAUGUUCGCCACAAGGUGUGAUGAAUAUGUCACCCAGUUGGAUGAGAUGCAGCGGCAGCUAGCAGCUGCAGAGGAUGAGAAGAAGACGUUGAACACUUUGUUGCGCAUGGCCAUUCAGCAAAAACUCGCCCUGACCCAGCGGCUGGAGGACUUAGAGUUUGAUCAUGAGCAGUCUCGACGCACCAAAGGCAAACUUGGAAAGAGCAAGCUCGGCAGUCCUAAAGUAAGUGAAGCGGUGUCAGCCACCCUGCCCACCGUACACACUUACCCCCUGCAUAGGCCGCACCCACAGACACCCAGCUCGAGGGGCAGCAGUGGCACUCAGAGGAAAAGACAAUUUUCACCUUCCCUUUGUGAUCAGAGCCGUCCCAGGACUCCGGGGGCUCCUUACCUACAGAAUUUAUUAAGAGUUGCCCCCGACCCCACCUCCAGUGAGUCAUUUCUUCUGAAAGGCCCCCCUUCCAUGAGUGAAUUCAUCCAAGGGCACCGACUCAGCAAGGAAAAAAGGUUAACCGUGGCUCUACCAGAUUGUCAGCAGCCUGCUGCCGCCGUACCGCCACAGUGCGCACAACUAACUGCAAGGCCAGACUGCCCGACAGUCAGUCCUGAUGGAGUGGCCCCUGAGGAGCAGCCACAUUCCAGCUCGCCCUGCGUUCCUCUCCAGUGUCUCUCACCACCACCUCGCCCCUAAGCCUCACCGCCAGUGGACAUUGGGGCACACCCAGGAUACUGCCCAAGACCCAGCAGGGAGUUUUCUUCUCCAUUGUCAGAUGGCAUUGGAUUCAUCAUCUGGGAGAGGAAACAUUGAGAAGAAAACACAAAGCAUCUAGACUCCUUGUGUGAUCAGUGUGUUCUGAUGAACUGCAAUCAGUUGGCUCUAGUGCACUUCGAUUUAAAAAAAACAAAACAUAAAUCUCAGAUGACUGGCUUUACCUCUAUAGCAGAGUGUCCUAUGACAAUUUAAGGAGACAUAUGUUAUAAAAUUAUCUUUCUUCAUCCUCCAAAUUCAGCUAUAGAGGAGGAUUCCUUUUUUUUUUUUUUUUGGUCGUUGGUAUUUAUUUUGUUGGAGAUUUUUUUUUUUUGGCUAUCUAAUGUAUGUCUAUCAAGCUAAUUUAAUUUCUGUGAGAGGAGAAUUUAAUUUAAUUCAUUUAUUUUAUUUUUGAAUCAGCAAUAGUUUGCUGAGUGAAAUAUGAGUUGUAAUUUAGCUUGGGAUCUGGAAUUAGCCAGACUGAUUAUUUUCCUUUCACAAAAUGCUAUGCGAGGUGCAUUUGAUCGUUAACAGUAACUCUAUUUUGCUGUUACAUUCAUACUAUGUAUGCAAACUUUCUUUUCUAAUUGGUCACUCAUUAACUGCUGGGUUUUGUUUUUCUUAUUAGCGUUCUUCACUGGAUAUCGUUAAGUAAAUCUAAGAAAGAGACUAAAUUAUAAUUCGUUGACACUCAAGUUUGGAUGGCAUCUUUAGCUUUUUUUGAAAUUGCAAUUUGAGUAGAUGCACUGGUGCUGCUUGUGUGUGUGUGAGAGAGAGAGAGAGAGAGAGAUGAUAUGAUGUUAAAGUUAAAUAAUUUGAAGGGAAAAAUAGUGUGUUUAUUUAAUGAUCAGAAUAUAUAUAUUUUUUUUCUUCUUCCAAAUUCAGGGUCCUACUAUGAGUCUUUCCUGUUAAAAAAGUAUCAAGAAUUAAUUGGGAAAUAUAUACACAGAUAGAUGUAAGGUAGUCUUGGUUAGUUAAUUGACCCAGAAGUGUUCAGAUUUUGAGUCAGUUGUAUGCUUUGUUGUCAGGUUUUUUUUCAUAAUUAAUCUUCCUUGCUAACACCACCCCUCCCAACCCCAAUAGGUUAAGAAAAAACAUAGCUCAUUGUCUACUUUUGAUCAACACUCAGGUGCCUAUAAUCAUUUUAGAUUGAGAUAAGACAUGUUCCUAGUUAAUUUCCAGAUUCUGCUAGGUAACUUUUAUGACUUGAUUUCACCGUAGAUUUUCAUAAGCAAAAUUUAUUUUGCACAUCGUCUGACAAACAAGGAAACAUGUUGAAACUUCUUGAGCUGUCAAGUCUUGCACUGGGCUCUUUAAUUUCCCAGGGCUGGUUCACACUGUUGCUCCUCAUCUUGGCUCCUUGUCCCUGUCAGAUAGCCUUAACUUAGUUAAAGACCCAAGGAUUUCAUUUUUCAUGUAAUGGAAUCUGUAGCUUGUUUUCAAAAUGACUAGAUCUUUAUUAUUCAUGUAAAGGACCAUUAGCAAUGUGGGGUGCUAAACCAUAGGUGUGGUGUCUAGUAGAAGGAGGGCAUUGUCAGGGAGUUGUCAGUCCUCAUGUAUACCCUGUCUGUUCUUGUCUAUCAUCUGCCAGUGAAGGUGCAUUCCCUGUUAAUUACCAAAGCCACCAAAAGGUUCUGUGUUCUUUCUAGAAGUGCUACUUUGAUCCAGGUCCUUUCAUAGGCAGCUUGGAGGAAAUAAUUGAGAUCUUCCACAAAAAUAGGGAUUAGAGUUAAAGGACAGAAACAGGUGUGUGUGUGUGU
This is a messenger RNA of Dipodomys ordii (Ord's kangaroo rat), 4751 nucleotides long. RefSeq names its product bicaudal D homolog 1 (Drosophila) (gene Bicd1). Gene Ontology annotation, biological process: protein localization to organelle; positive regulation of receptor-mediated endocytosis; microtubule anchoring at microtubule organizing center. The transcript has 10 exons. NCBI's taxonomy places the organism in Eukaryota, Metazoa, Chordata, Mammalia, Rodentia, Heteromyidae. The record is from RefSeq and is a predicted model, not a curated record. Gene Ontology annotation, cellular component: Golgi apparatus; cytosol. Gene Ontology annotation, molecular function: dynein intermediate chain binding; cytoskeletal adaptor activity; dynactin binding. Bases 7 to 2934 code for a protein of 975 amino acids.